UUUUUCUUUAAUUUGGUUCUAUGAAAAAAGAAUUUGCAUAUAUUCUAAUAGUAACCUGAAAAUAAUUAUGUGGUUUGUGAUACUUUAAUAAAAACACUUUUUUCAAAAAAAAAAAAUCAUCACGUCAUUACCUAUCAUUACUUCGUUACUGCGGUAUUGUGGUGCCAUGGUUACUGGUUUUGGAUCACGCUGUACGCUUGUACGACUAUCAUCGGAGAAAAAAAUAUAUAAAAUAGGCAUACACAAUAAACUUUAAUAAUUCUUUACUUUUCAUUUUUUUCUAACUUCACUGUUAUUAAACUUAUCAUUAUUCAAUACGUUCAAUAACGUUCGAUAAUAUCAAAAUGCAAGAUACCGAGUAUACAAAUGAAUGGGUCAAUUGGAUUGAGGAAGCUGUUGAUAAAGAAUAUUUUAAAUAUUAUGAAUACCAGCAAUUUAAUAAUAUUCAACAUAUUGGUACCGGAGGUUUUGGAAAGGUAUAUCGUGCAAAUUGGAAAAAUUCAGAAAAAAAAUUUGCGUUAAAAUCUUUUUUUAGUCUUGAUAACAUCACCGUGAAAGAAAUCGUUCGUGAGUUAAAAAUUCAACGAGAAGUUGAUUUUCAUGAUAACAUUAUUCGUUGCUAUGGGAUAACAAAACUUGAGUCAGAUAAUCAUAAUAAUUAUUGGUUAGUAAUGGAAUACGCCGACGGUGGUAAUCUUCGAUGUUAUUUGAAGAAAAACUUUAGCAGACUUACUUGGGAUGACAAAUAUAAUAUGGCAUACCAGUUAUCUUGUGCCGUAUCAUGCUUACAUAAUGAAGGAAUAGUACAUCGAGAUUUGCAUUCCGGUAAUAUACUUGUCCGUAAUAAUACAAUCAAAUUAGCAGAUUUCAGAUUAUCAAAAAGAAUUGGAUCAUCGUCCAGUUCUCAAUCAAAAUUAUUUGGAAUGGUUCCUUAUGUCGAUCCAAAAAGCUUUAAUAGACGAAGAAAUAAUAACCAAUCAGCACAAUUGUACUCACUAAAUGAAAAGAGCGACGUUUACAGUGUUGGAGUAUUAUUGUGGGAAAUAUCUAGCGGCCAACCUCCUUUUUACAUUGAAGGUGAACAAUAUGAUGUUGGUUUAGCUUUGGAUAUUUCACAAGGUAUUAGAGAAACUAUUGUUCCUGAUACUCCUAAUGAAUAUAUUAAAAUUUAUACCAAAUGUUGGGAUAGAGAACCAGAUAAUCGACCAACAAUAUAUCAAGUAGUUGAUUGGCUAAAUUCCAUGAUUACAAAAGAAGAUGUAAUUAUAGAAAAUCAUCAAAUAUCAAAUGAACAAGAACUUAAUGAGACUUCUUUAAGUACUAAUAAUUCAGAAUUACAAGGAGAUUUAUCUCAACUUAUUCAAAAUUUUGAUAAAAUGGAUACAAAAGACAUUGAUUCUAUAUUAGUAUCAAGCAAGCAAGAAACUCUUUUAAUUGAAAAAGAUUUUAACAUAAUAGUUGAUGAAAUUUAUGAUUUUAUUUUUAAAUUAAAUAAUAAAGGACUU
Rhizophagus irregularis DAOM 181602=DAOM 197198 is the source of this 1505-nucleotide messenger RNA. RefSeq lists its product as uncharacterized. Gene Ontology annotation, cellular component: cytoplasm. The record is from RefSeq and is a predicted model, not a curated record. Gene Ontology annotation, molecular function: protein kinase activity; protein binding; ATP binding. Gene Ontology annotation, biological process: signal transduction; protein phosphorylation. NCBI's taxonomy places the organism in Eukaryota, Fungi, Glomeromycota, Glomeromycetes, Glomerales, Glomeraceae.